Messenger RNA from Erigeron canadensis, 2745 nucleotides. Its product is annotated as receptor-like protein kinase HERK 1. Gene Ontology annotation, biological process: protein autophosphorylation. NCBI's taxonomy places the organism in Eukaryota, Viridiplantae, Streptophyta, Magnoliopsida, Asterales, Asteraceae. The record is from RefSeq and is a predicted model, not a curated record. The transcript has a single exon. Gene Ontology annotation, molecular function: transmembrane receptor protein tyrosine kinase activity; ATP binding. Gene Ontology annotation, cellular component: plasma membrane; plasmodesma. The coding region runs from base 1 to 2502 and encodes 833 amino acids.
AUGAUGGGUUUUAAGUUAUUGUGCAUUUAUGUUGUGUUUUUGUUAUCAUUAUUAUCAACUUGUUAUGCACAAUUUAAUCCUACUGAUAAAUACUCUAUAGAUUGUGGAUCUGCAAGUAAUACAACAAUUGGAAAUAGAAUAUUUUUGUCAGAUAAUUUAGCUUCAAGUUAUCUUUCAACUCCCCAAACUGUAUUAGUUGAUACUUCUGCUAAUUCAAUACCAUCAUCAGAAUACUCACAAUUAUAUAGAACUGCAAGAAUCUUUACACAAACAUCUACAUACACUUUCAAAAUCAGUCAGUCGGGUCGCCACUGGAUCCGGCUGUUUUUCUUUCCAUUUUCGGCUAGUAAUUAUGAUUUGACUACUGCAUCUUUCUCUGUUUCCACCCGAGAUCAUGCUUUGUUGAGUGAUUUUAAGUCGAAUGGUAGUUCUGUUAAGGAGUAUUCUUUGAAUCUUACAUCUGGUGAUCUUGAAAUCACUUUUACGCCUUCAGGAAGCUCGUUCGCUUUCUUGAAUGGUUUGGAAGUUGUUUCGGUCCCAGAUGAGUUGAUCCAAGAUGAUGCUAUGUCUGUGACUCCUCCCGCGAGUUUUCGUGGCCUGUUGAAUCAGGCCAUGGAAACCGUGGCCAGGGUUAACAUGGGUGGACCCAUGGUCACAUCUAGAAAUGACUCCUUGUGGAGAACUUGGGUUCCUGAUUCGGGUUUUUUGAAAAACCCAAAUUUUGUCAGUAAUGUGACGAAUCCUAGCGCAGUUAGGUAUCCGCCGGGGGGUGCUACAGAGGAGGAUGCUCCUAGGAGUGUUUAUGGUACUGUAGCUAGAAUGAAGUCGGAAAAUGACUCGAGUAGUAACUUCAAUGUGACUUGGGAGUUUCCAGUGGAUAGGGGUUUUCAGUACCUUAUUAGGUUUCAUUUUUGUGAUAUUGUGAGUGCGUCGCCUGGUGAUCUUUACUUCAAUGUUUAUGUGCAAGAUUCGAGUGUUUUGAAAGAUUUUGAUCUGACUCAAAAGGUGAAUGGAUUCUUAGCAACUGCUUAUUUUGCUGAUUUUGUGACACAGUCUAUUACCAGCAAUCAAAUUCGGAUUAGUAUUGGGCCAUCUGAUGUAAAAGAUGCUUACCCGAAUGCUAUUUUGAAUGGUGUUGAGAUUAUGAAGAUGAAUAAUUCGGAUGGAAGUCUUUCUGGGAAAGAUGUUCCGCCUUCAAGCAAACACACGAAAAGCAAAGUAGGUGUGAUUGUAGGAGUGGUUGUUGGCGUGAUCGUGACUAUAUUGUUGGCUUUCGUGUUGAUCUGUGUGUAUAAACGUCGAAAACAAGAACGACUUAAUCAAUCAAAGAUCUGGAUUCCAUUAUCCACGAACGGGUAUUCACAGACGAUGGGAAGCAAAUGUUCUAAUGGGACUACGAUCAGUGCAGGUUCGAAUUUCAAUUAUCGGUGUCCAUUUGCAGCUAUUCAAGAAGCCACAAACAACUUUGAUGAAAGUGGGGUGAUUGGAAUUGGUGGUUUUGGUAAAGUAUAUAAAGGCGUUUUAAGUGAUGGAACCAAAGUCGCUGUAAAGAGAGGUAACCCGAAAUCGCAACAAGGUUUAGCUGAGUUUCAAACAGAAAUCGAGAUGCUUUCACAGUUUCGCCAUCGUCAUUUGGUGUCCCUGAUUGGUUAUUGUGACGAAAAGAGUGAAAUGAUUCUGAUAUAUGAGUAUAUGGAAAACGGGACCUUAAAGAGUCAUCUUUACGGGUCAACGUUUCCCAGUAUGAGUUGGAAGCAACGCCUUGAAAUCUGCAUAGGUGCAGCCCGUGGGCUACAUUAUCUUCACACGGGUUAUUCAAAAGCUGUUAUCCAUCGUGAUGUGAAGUCAGCUAACAUAUUACUUGAUGAAAAUCUCAUGGCUAAAGUUGCUGAUUUUGGGCUGUCAAAGACCGGGCCUGAGCUUGACCAGACCCAUGUGAGUACUGCAGUCAAAGGGAGUUUUGGGUACUUAGAUCCAGAGUACUUUAGACGACAACAGCUGACUGAGAAAUCCGAUGUGUAUUCAUUUGGCGUCGUUUUGUUUGAAGUUUUAUGUGCACGACCUGUAAUCGACCCAUCUCUUCCUCGAGAAAAGGUGAACUUAGCCGAAUGGGCUAUGAUAUGGCAGAAAAAGGGGCAACUGGAGCAAAUAAUCGAUGUUAAUCUAAAGGGAAAAAUCCGGCCAGAUUCUCUUAGAAAGUUUGGUGAAACCGCUGAGAAAUGUUUAGCAGAUUUUGGGGUUGACCGGCCUUCCAUGGGCGAUGUUUUGUGGAAUCUUGAAUAUGUACUUCAACUUCAAGAAGCGGUUAUACAAAACGACCCGGAUGAGAACAGUACAAAUGUGAUUGGGGAAUUGUCUCCACAGAUUCAUGAUUUUAGCCAUGGAGGGGACGAUAACACCAAUACUGGUGUUGGUCAGUUUGAAAUGUCGAGUGGAGAUGACAUUUCGGGCGUUUCAAUGAGCAAGGUUUUCUCACAGUUGGUGAAAUCGGAAGGUAGAUGAACAAAACAGGCGAAAUUCCGGGUGUUUACAGAUCAGGUUAAUGCAUUAUUUGGUUUAUUUCAUACUAUAGUUUGAAGGACAAGGACUUGGUGUUCUAUAUGUAGCUUUUUUUUUUUCUUCUAUAUGCUUUGAUAAAAAUGAUGUAAUGUAAUUUGUAUAACUUAUUUGUUUAUUUAAUCUGUUUUAUGUUGAGUAUUUGAAACCAUAAAAGUAUGGACACAUGAUUUGUGUUUCAAUUUUCAA